AGAAAAAUCAAAAUGCAAAGAGGAUUAUAUUCUCAUUAACAACAAAAAAAACAAGACGGAACGGUCAUGUCGUGGUCAUACGCGACAAGUGCCUUGCCAUCCUCCUCGAUUACAAUGUUAAUGAUGACAACACGAUUAACGCCAUUGGCACUAACGGCAAGUUACACGGAAGCUAGUGACUUUGUUGGCAACACCACAAAAGAUAUCAAUGACGAGGAAGUGGAAUAUACGCCAUACAGCGACCGACCAGAAACGUACAUCGUACCAAUCGUCUUUCUUUUGAUCUUGCUAAUCGGCCUCACUGGAAAUGGCGUGCUUGCUCUUACGAUCCUGCGACAUACAAACAUGAGAAACGUACCUAAUACGUACGUCCUUUCGCUGGCACUUGGGGAUUUAUUGGUAAUAGUAACAUGUGUCCCAUUCACCUUUACCGUCUACAUUUUGGAUUCUUGGCCUUUCGGAUUAUUGCUCUGCAAAUUCUCUGAGUGCGCGAAGGAUAUAUCUGUCGGGGUGUCCGUUUUUACUCUAACUGCGCUGUCAGCAGACAGAUUUUUCGCUAUCGUGGAUCCUAUGCGAAAAUUGCACGUCACAGGUAGUGGAAGACGAGCAACACGUUUCACUGCAAUUAUUGCGGUCUUGAUUUGGGUUUUAGCUAUAAUAUGUGCAAUUCCGGCUUCCUUUUCGUACAUUAGAGUCUUCAAGGUUAAUCGGAACGUAACCUUUUGCGCAUGUUAUCCGUUUCCCGAGGAGUUUGGGCCAAAUUAUCCAAAGGUGGUACUAAUAUGUCGCUUCUUCAUCUAUUAUAUUAUACCUCUCAGUAUCAUCGCCGUUUUCUAUAUAUUGAUGGCUAGACAUCUUAUGCGAAGUACAAGAAAUAUACUUGGCGAAAUGCAAGGCCAGAUAAAGCAAAUACAGGCCCGUAAAAAGGUGGCAAAGAUGGUAAUGGCUUUCGUAAUUGUUUUUGCUGUUUGUUUUUUCCCGCAACAUGUUUUUAUGCUGUGGUUUUACAUUCAUCCAACUGCACAAAAAGAUUAUAAUGCCUUUUGGCACUACUUUCGUAUCUUGGGUUUCUGCCUUGCUUUCACCAACAGCUGCAUCAACCCUAUCGCUCUCUACUGCGUAAGUGGUACUUUCAGAAAAUACUUUGACAGAUACUUGAUAUGUUGCGCCACGAAUAAAAUACGGAGACGACAUCGACGAUCAUCGGAUCUAAGCUCACGUGGACGAGGACCAAGUUUUUCACUUGUCAGUUCAAGAAAGAACUUGGGCGAUUCUCGUCGAGAACAACGAUCUGUGAUGCGCCUCUCUAUUAUGGCCGGUAAUAUACGACCUGCGACUCCGAUUAAAGAGCAAGAAACUACUAUCACUCUGUCGGCGUAUCCAAAUGGUGUUAACGAGUCAUUAAGGAAUCAACGAAUCUCGAUAGAACCAACCGUACGCGAUCGAUUAGUUCCUUUAUAAA
Molecule: messenger RNA, 1462 nt
Organism: Cyphomyrmex costatus
Lineage: Eukaryota; Metazoa; Arthropoda; Insecta; Hymenoptera; Formicidae
Product: neuropeptide CCHamide-1 receptor
Exons: 6
Coding region: 67-1461 (464 amino acids)
Biological process (GO): G protein-coupled receptor signaling pathway
Cellular component (GO): plasma membrane
Molecular function (GO): neuropeptide receptor activity
Source: RefSeq, a predicted model, not a curated record